CUGCCGCGGCUGCAGGCGCUAGCUCGUUUGGGCAGCAAGGUGCGGGUCACCAGCGCGGUGCGGCCGCCCGCUGCCCCUGAGGCCCCCGGCUCCGCGUUGUUGCAGCUGAUGGCGGCUGCGGAGGCGGCGCGCGGGGCACUCGCCGAUGUACCAGAGCCGUCCUCCCCGCCGCGUGCGCAGGUUAAGCCGAUGCAGCUUAUCAGUGCGGCGCCGCCUGAAGCUGCUCCAAGGCCUGCUGCGGCGCCCCAACCGGCGGCCUUCAACUUCGGGACUCUGGGGAGCGCCGUGGCGGGUCAAGCGCCGCCCACACCCUCCC
Molecule: messenger RNA, 316 nt
Organism: Astrephomene gubernaculifera
Lineage: Eukaryota; Viridiplantae; Chlorophyta; Chlorophyceae; Chlamydomonadales; Astrephomenaceae
Source: the annotation of a GenBank genome assembly